AUGGAUUAUUUAAACUGUCUAAAUGGAGAAGAAAGUUCUCGCUAUCGUUCUAUAUCUAAAAUGUGUUAUCUCCCCUAUUUUAUUCGAGUUAUCGACGGAUCACCAAAGAAUGAAAAAUGUGGAUAUUUAUACAAACAAGGAGGAGUAAAUGCUAAUAAAGGAUGGAGAAAACGUUGGGUUGUUUUUAACGGAACAGAUCUUAGAUACUACGUCAAUAAUAAGAGUCAAGUAUCUAAGAGGAUUAUACCAUUAACUUGUAUUAGUGAUGUUGUCAAUGAUGUUAAGACUGACGACACAUCGCGCUUUAAAUUUAAACUUGUUACCAGUAUUAAAGAUAGAGUCUUUCAUUUCGCAGCAGAUAAACUGGUAAAAAGACUCAUUGCUUUAGUGUCUAGUGAGAAAUGCUAUCAUAUUAUGUGUGUUGAACAUAAUUCUAAGUGCUCUCUAAUUUUAGAGGAGUGUUUACAAUGGUCUCAAACUAUCAUGGCAGCUAUAUACCAGCGUAAUGGUUCCAUUCCAGAUAACAGCUGUAUAGAACCUAAAAAAUCUGACAAAGAGGGUUUUAUAAAGUUUGAGAAUGGUGGAGGAAAGAAAUAUUUUGUAGCUAUCAGUGAGAGUCGACUGUGUUAUUAUCAUAAUAAAGACGAUUAUAUAUUAAACUCUCCGAUACAUGAGAUCAUGAUGAAACUAGCGUCUGUCAAGGAUUCCUCCAAUGGUAAAAACAAACUUCAACUUUCAACACAUUAUGGACACUUUAUGUUAGGGUUUGAUAAUUCUACAGAUUGUCAACAAUGGAAGAUGGCAAUGGAAGAUGCUAUAGCUGAAGGGCUAGCAGACGACAGCGUACUAGAGAAAGUCUAUGAAAACGAAAGUAAUAAAAUAUGUGCUGAUUGUGAAGCAACUGAUCCACAUUGGGCGUCAAUAAAUCUUGGUAUUGUGGUUUGUAAAAAAUGUGCUGGUAUACAUCGUAUGUUUGAAUAUACUGUUUCUAAAAUACGUUCAUUACGGAUGGAUACCCGGGUCUGGACCCCCAGUCUUAUAGAGUUAAUGAAAGCUAUUGGAAAUGCCAACGCCAAUAAUUUCUGGGAGCAUGAAUUAAUAGCAGAACUUAAAAUAGAACCAGAUUCAACAUCUGAGAAACGGAAAGAGUUUAUACAGAAUAAAUAUAAAUAUAAACGAUAUUGUCGUCUGCAUCCAGCGUACGCUGAUAGUCAUAUACUGAAUCAGGAACUUUUAAAGUCUGCAGUAUCAGAUAAUGUUUUGGAAACCAUGGCAAUAGUUUUCUCAGGGGCUGAUGUAUUAUAUGCUUAUGGACACGAUGAGACAGCGUAUCAACUAGCUAAGAAAGCAGGUGAAAGGCUACAAGUGGAGUUUCUCUAUCAGAAUUGUGGCGAUGAAUCUACGUUGGCCUCAGAAUACAAUGAUGAUGGGAGAUUAAGAGAAGAUGUCAGACAUCAAGGGUUUUUAUUAAAAACUGGACCCAAUUUUAAAGGUUUUGACAAGCGUUGGUGUAUUCUAGAACAUGGAACUUUGACGUAUUAUGAUUCAGAAAAGAGUACAACAGCCAAAGAUUCUAUAGAAAGAAAGUACAUGUUAAUGAUCACAACUACCACCUUAGAAAAACAAUCAGCAGCUUUUGAAAUCAGUACCAACAGAAAUAAUCAGAGAAUUUAUUUAUUUUCUGCCGAAAAUGAAACAGAGAGGAGGUUGUGGCUACAAGCUUUAUCUAGGUUAAUUUGUCCUAUAACAGUCAUGGACCAUGUUGGAAUGAUGGAUUUCUCUCUAGCUGGAAAUUUCUAUAUGAAAGAUUCUAUAGCAGAGGAUUGGACUCGAACAUGGAUUAUGAUCAAUUGGAGAAUAUUAUAUUAUUUAAGUAAAGAAACUAAUAAAUUAGAAACAGUGGAUUUACGGAAAGCCAGUAGUAUCAAACAUCAGGGAAGUGAAACAGGUUGUAAUAAAUGUUUAGAAUCUGGCUAUCAUUUUGUGGUCAACUCUCCUGGAAGGGCUCUCUAUAUUCAGGCUGAUCUAAGUCGUGAUACAGAAAGACUCCGAAUUGAACUGGAAAAAUCAAUCAAGAGUAGUGGUACAGCUCUAGAUGAUCAACAGCUGGCCUCAGAUAACGUACCUGUUAUUGUUGAUAGAUGUUUGAAUUAUAUUACUAAUAAUGGUAUUAAAACUAGAGGUAUUUAUCGUGAAAGUGCCACCCAUUCCAGAGUUAAUUUAUUAUUAACAGAACUUAGAAACGAUCCACGAAGUGUUCGUUUAGAAGAUUAUUCAGAUCACGAAGUAGCUAAUGCUGUGAAACGUUUUCUUCGUGGACUAACUUCUUCAGUAUUUACUCAGGAUUAUAUACAAUGGAUGCAAACUGCAGCUAUCUCAGAGAUUAAGAACAAGCUAGCCUGGUAUAGUUAUUUAUUAGAUCGUAUGCCAGAAAUACAUUUUAAUACCUUGAAAAAAAUAGUCAUGCAUCUUCAUAAAGUGAACCAAUAUACCAGUGAAAAUCAGAUGACCUUAGAAAACCUUGCUACCUGUUUCGCUCCCUCCUUGUUGAUACCAGAUGCUUCUGAGGUACCAGCAAGUUAUCAGACCAACCUUCCAUUACAACUGUGUGUUAUCUCUGAUAUUAUCAACUAUCAUGACUCUUUAUUUCGUUUAGACCAAGAAAAGUCAAUAGAGGAUAAGAUGGAUGAAGCAGAAAGAAAAAUAAAAGACAUAGAAUCCAGUCCCAGAAUGUCGAUGCCAUCUGAUAGUUUAUUAAUACCUAUAACCAAAUAUCAACUGAACGGUGACUGUGAGAUGGUCACGAUUACAGCUAGAAAUACAGCUAUGGAAGUAGUAGAUUAUUUUUAUAAUAAACGAAUUGUCGUAGAACGAAAUUACAAUUUACAUGAAAUCUUAUUUGAUGGAAAAUUAGAGCGCCCUCUACACUGGUCGAAUCAGGUAUUUCUAGACGUCUGCCGAUGGAGUGACUGGACGGAAGAUAUCAGGAAAGGUUUCUGUUUAUGUUUAAAAACAAACGAACUCAUGUCAAAGAUCAACGAUUCCUAUGAUCCUAGUAAAUAUUUACUAUCAGAGUUGAAAUAUAGUGAAAAGAAAAGCUUUAAAAAGAUGACGUUUGAUUUUAAACAAUCUAGAUUCUCCUGUUAUAAAGAUUCUAAGGCCAACAACUGUUUAUGGAGUAUCAAUGCUGAGGAUAUGAUUAUUUAUAUCGGAGUUGAUCCCAGACGAUCUUCUAUUCCCUCCAAAUUUGGUUUUACGUUUUUAUCCAAGCACGAGAAACCAUCUAAAAAUGGAUAUUUCGGUAAAAGUGUAUGUUUUACAAGUCAGGAAGAUUUGUAUAAAUGGAUAUCAGCCAUUCUCAUGGCUCAGAAUAAACUAGAAUGGUGCUAUGUGGUUACAGACUGUGAUAUAAUAUUGUAG
Messenger RNA from Lottia gigantea (owl limpet), 3420 nucleotides. RefSeq lists its product as hypothetical. Gene Ontology annotation, molecular function: GTPase activator activity. Gene Ontology annotation, biological process: signal transduction. The record is from RefSeq and is a predicted model, not a curated record. The coding region runs from base 1 to 3420 and encodes 1139 amino acids. Lineage: Eukaryota; Metazoa; Mollusca; Gastropoda; Lottiidae. The transcript has 40 exons.